CCGGGCUCAUUGGAGCUGCGCAUAGUGAACGGAGUACACAGCAAUGCGGACGAAGAAGGGCAAAAACAAGGGGAAUAGUCCGUUUUUCCUCUAACAUCCCGGUGGAUCGGGGCUUCGCUCGGUCGUACGGAACGAUUUACGCACACGGAACCGCACAGAAAAGGGACAUUAACUGGCUUGGAAGCAGCUCCGUGGCGGAUAUUUUCCCAACAAAACCUUAACCCACAUUUGUAUUCCUAGUCCCCGGGUCGUGUGGAACAGUCCGCUAUAAAUAAUGAUUGCUUGAAUAUUUUUGUAGCGUUUUUUUUGCCAGCAACGCUUCACGUUUUUUGUUGUUGUUGCAAACUCGCUAUGGUGGACUCCCUUACCAUGAGGAAGACUUUUGUGGUCCCCGACAUAAAGCCAUUGGAUUUGUAUGACUGUACGAAAGCGAAAAUAUGCGCAAGUGUCGGAUGGCUGUUGGCAAAGUCCUACGGCAGUGCAGAGAGUGUCCCUGCAGAGCUGCGUGACCCCUUCUACUGUGACCAGUAUGAGCAGGAGCACCUUAAACCGCCAGUCACGCGCCUCCUGCAGUCGUCGGAGCUCUACUGCCGGACGUACGGCCUAUUACUGGGGGGCACCGGUGCCGAGGCGCAGCCCAAAGACAACGUCGCCCUGCUGCAGCUCCUCACUCAGAGAGGCAUCGUCUCCAAAGACCAGGACACACCGGUGACCGAUGCAGACCUCCGACACAAACCCAUCAAAAUGAGUGCUCACCUGGCAGUGAUGGAUGCCUUGAUGGCCAUGGGAGCUAUGGAGACGGUGACUGCGGUGAGGACAUGUGGUUCUGCCGAGCUCCUGGGUGGAGCCUCCAGCUGGGAGGAGGCUCUGCUUCAUUGGGUUAAUCGGUUAAACCAGAAGUUAAGAGAACGUACUGAAGGAGCCCAGAAUGACACGUCUCAGGCCACGACAGAGCCCCAACCUGUUCAACCCUCUUGUCCUACUCGCUGGUACUGGAAACUUGUUCCUCUCCGCUACAGGAAGGAUAAAAUGCAGUCCAAACAAAAGCCCAUCUUUCCGGUGGUGAAUGAAGUAAAGGACCUGUCCAGUGGUUGUGCUGUUGCUGCAGUCAUACAUUACUAUUGCCCUGGCCUGCUAAGACUUGAAGAUGUUUGCAUGAAGGAGUCCAUGUCUGCAGUAGACGGCCUGUACAACCUGCAGUUCAUCCAUGAAUUCUGUGACAGCUGUCUGAAGAGCUGCUGUCACUUAGCACUGGAGGACAUGCUAUACACCCCACAGGAGCUUCAGCCUAAUUUGCUGAGCUUCCUAGCAGAACUGCUUAGCUGGUUUGAAGUACGAAGGCCAGAAUUUGUUCAGCCAAUAGACACGUUGGAUGGAUCCACACUAGCAACACCAAGUAGCUUGAGUGGUAGCAGUACCUCCCCUUCUAUCUUCAAGAAGCCUUUCCUACCCAUCUCCUCUCCUGCGUCAGGAUCUUUGACUCAGUCUACCUCAAUGUCUCAUAUAGAAGGAGUUGGAAAGACAUGGAGCAAAAAACCUCUCAGCCGCCCCUUGUCAGCGGUGUCCUUCAGCAUUCCUUUUGGCCUGGACAGUGAUGUGGACAUCGUGAUGGGCAACCCUGUGAUGACCCGCUCUGUGAGCUCAGACCAACUCAACCCAGCAGGCCAAAAUAUGACCCGGGUGCCCAACUCCCCUCCUGAAGACCUCAGCCAUUUGCUGAGCAAACCCCCUGGCUCCAACGGUCCACAAAGAGCUUCUUGGGCCACCCAGACUCCUAGUGUUCCAAGGUUGGCAGAGGAGAACGGCCUUGUGGCGAGUGAAACGGGAGAGCUGCCUACCAUUGAAGAGGCUCUCCAAAUUAUCCACAACGAGGGCAAGAUGGAGCCUCGUUUACACCCUGAUGGUGCUCCUGAUGGCUUCUACCUCCACUCUCCUGAUGACCCUGCUAGUUCCAGACAUAAUAACUUACCACCCAUCAGCUGCUCUGCCCCUACACGCUCAGGAAUGAUGUACCGGCCCACGGGAGAGUCCAAGGAGCCCACUCGCAUCAGAAACGCCUCUGAAUGUUCUCGAGAUGAUGACUCGGUCUUGAGAGAUGGCAGUGUAGACUCUGAUGCAUCAGAAGACCUGCCUAAAGCCCUGUCCACUCCAACCACACCUGCUGCUGGUUCACACUCUGCCAGAGGCCAUGGCAAAGAGGGGUCUGAUAGUGGUGUGAAGAUGACCAGCUUUGCAGAACGCAAAAAGAAGCAUAUUAUGGAUUCUCCUAAAGCCAGCCAGCCCUCUUCUUCUUCUUCUCAGAUGACCACAUGGGCACAAAAGUCUGAAGAAAGCCCCAGCAAUAGCCCUCAACUCAACAAUGAGAUGUCUGAGCUGGGAACUCGGCUUGAAGAAAAGCGCAAGGCUAUUGAAGCCCAGAAAAAACGCAUUGAGGCCAUUUUUGCAAAGCACCGACAAAGACUGGGGAAGAGUGCCUUUCUGCAGUUAAAGAAGGAUCAGCGUGAGGGGGAAGGGGAAGGAGGGGAUGGUCAGAUCAGCACCUCAUCCACAGAAGAAGACCUCUCUCGCUUGACACUUGAUGAAAGGCUUGCUCGAAUGGAAGAGGAAGAGCAGCAAGAACAAAAUGAACAGCGCCCCUCAGUGGAGGAUGACGGUAAUGUCAAAGUAGGACUUCAGCUCAACAAACAGGUCAGUCACUCCAAAGAAAAGGCAGGUACACCAGGAGAGAAGGGCUCUGGGACUCAUGGUGAGAAAAUGGUAGCUCCACUAGGGGACUAUAACAAUGCCGUGUCCAAGCUGACUGUAGCUCUUAGCUCUCUGCAAAGUGACAUGCAGCGGCUGACCGAGCAGCAGAACCACUUAAUCAAGAAGAAAGCUGUAGAUUCCAGCCCUAAAACCUCCACCCCAGCCCCUUCACGCCUGUCGCGCGAAUCCACCCGCGAUUUCAAUUCAGCCUCCUCCUCUCCAUCUCCAUCCCACAGACUCAUAAACCACACCACUCCUCCUAAAUCCCCUAAAGUCCACCGUAGAGCCCAAUCUGUGCCCCCUAAAAGCCCCAAACACAACCAACACAGCCGUUCCUUGGAAGUUAAGGUUCCAACCAUAUCGAGGGUUAUGAUGACCGCACCUCAAAACGUGGACCGCAUCCCCCACCUUCGUCGUGUCAGUCCUUGGCAAUCCAAAGACCAGUCUUUGUCCUCAUUCACCAUUGGUGACUCUGACAACCUAGAUGAGCUGCACUCAUCUGGACCAACUCCUGUCCCCACGCCAACACUGACCCCUAUACCUACUCCCCUUCCCGAUGACACAAUGUCAGAGGUCGGCUCCAAUGACGAUCAUAGUAUAUUUAGCAUGGACCUGGAGGCCGGGUCCUCACAUGGUCUUUUGGCAAACAAGAGGCUUGCAGAUGGGGGCUGCAGCUCUGGUGCCCCAUCAGAGUGCUCCUUCGAGAGUGAUGCCACUGCAGGGAUGUUGAAUGGCAAACGCAGUAGCCUGAUAGAGAUCUCGCUGUCUGCCAUGCGAGGAGAUGGGGAGGACGACGACCAAGUACCGGACGCUUUCUCCGACUCGAUGAGUGAACGGCUGGAGCCAGAGGCGAAAGGAGGAGUCGGUUUCUUUUUCAAGGAUGACGAGGUACGACCAGAAGACGAGAUGGCCCAGCGAAGAGCAGCUUUGCUGGAAAAACAGCAGAAGAGAGCAGAAGAGAUGAAAAGACGCAAACUUGAGCAGGAAAAAGAAAAAGAAUCAAAGAAGCCUCAGUGGAUGAUCAUCGAAGGCUGGGGCAACAAAAGUGAGGACGGACCCCAGACUCCAGGCACCCCUCCAGCAUCACGCACCCCACCAGUUGAAGGGACUCCUCAGCGCAGAGGAGACUUCACUCGGCUGGAGUAUGAGAGGAGACACCAGCUGAAGAUCAUGGAAGACUUGGACAAGGUGCUGAGGCAGAAACCCACCACAGUUCGCGGUGUCAAGAAGCAGAGACCCAAGGCUGUGUUCAGAGAUGACUCCGUCCUCUCUCAUAGCCCUGCCAGGGGUUUCAUAGGCACCAAGGUGUACUCCCGCUCAACCAUGAACCUGUCCUCCAUGGCUAAUGACUCUGGAGGCCUGACUGUCAGGAAGUCUCCCAGCCGUUCACACUCUCCCUCCAGGCUAAUGUCACCAAGACGAGUCAGUGGUCACAACGGAGAGAAGGACUGGGAGAAUGGCUCCACUAUUUCCUCCCCUGCCUCAAUCCCAGAAUAUACAGGACCAAAGCUUUACAAGGAGCCUAGCUUUAAGUCCAACAAGUUCAUCAUCCAUAAUGCUAUCACCCGCUGCUGCCUGGCCGGCAAGGUCAAUGAACCACAGAAAAACAAGAUUGUAGAGGAGAUGGAGACGUGCACGGGCAACCACUUCCUCAUCCUCUUCAGAGAUGCCAGCUGCCAGUUCAGAGCAGUUUACACCAUGAACCCUGAAACUGAGGAGAUGGUACGGCUCACUGGUAUUGGCCCUCGGAUUAUUGCGCCUGAGAUGGUUGAGUCCAUUUACAAGUACAGCUCUGACCGCAAGCAGUUCACUGCCAUCCCGUCCAAAACUAUGUCCAUGAGUGUUGACGCCUUCACCAUCCCUGGUCACUUUUGGCAAAAGCGCCCAGGAACUCCCAAGAAGCUUGGCACCCCCAAAUAAUGUCAGAGAGCUGGGUGAAGACAGGUAGAGAUGUUACCAUUCAGGGAACCAGCUCCCAGCUUGAAUAGCUCCUUUUGUCCUCUGCUUUGGCCAAUGAGGCACUUGAGAUUGUGCAGAAUCCAGCUAACUAACAAUGGACAUCAUGACUGAUUUAGGCUUUUGGCCAGCUAUCAACCUGGACCCUUGGAGCAAUUCAGUCAACUCUAUAUGCCAAGAGAAAGGGCCAAUCACUCACUCAUUCAGCCAAUGUAGUUACAAUAGUUUCCUUCUUGAGGGCUUCUGAUUGGCUCUGCCUCGUCUCCCUAGAUUGUAAAAUGUAAUGUAACUGAUUCUGUUGGGAUGAAGACUUUUCUUUCCCUUGCACCCUGCCUCCUCAUGUCUUGCCUUACCCUGCCCCUGGAGUCAUUUUUUUGCAACUCUUAGGUAAGAAAAAGAGGGGACAGCCACACUGCCUUCGCCCACACAGUAUUUUGGGCCAGAGUAGUUCCCGCCCCUUCUCUAUUCUGCUUGCUUUUUCCUUUUUGCUGCCUUUUCUUCUUCUUCUUCCAGGGCUCACCCUCUCUCCGGUCUAGUGAGACGAGUGGCUCGACUCUCAGUUCUGAUAGGAGAUCUUAGCUGAAAAUGAAUGGCAGGUAAUGCUGCUCUCGUAUGAAUGUAGGGCACACACACUAACAACUCAUUCCAUUCAAGGGUGUUUUCUCUUGGUUUGUCAGGACCAGAAAGAAAAGCAUAGUGGGUGGUUCCUAUGUGGGCUGCACUGGUGGUGGCUACUGUGGUUGUCUUUGGACUUGCACACCUAGAAACUGCCUGUGCCCCCGUAGUUUGCGCAUUCCACUCAAUUCCAACUCCAUCAGCUGUAGACAUCUGGAUGUUUUUUUUUAUACUAUUUUGACAUGUUUUUGCUGGACAAGUUGCUUCGGCCUUUGAGAGCUGAAAGAAGAAUGAAAUUCAUGUGACUUUUUCCUCUUAACUUGCUUUCUCAUUUUCAACAUGAGAUAUGAAUUGAAAUGUUAUGAGCUUAUCUUGAAAAAAAAAAAAUAACUGGAAACAUGAAGGAGGGCUUUACCAUGUUUAUCAUUUCUCGGAUACAGCUAUGUGUGAAAAUGAUAAUCAAAGCUGAUUUAAUAUAUACUGAAUGCUGAUCACUUCGAUUUUUUUUGACUAUGAUUUGUAAAAAGUAAGUUGACCUUUGUAAGCUACGAAUAAGCUAUUCUGCUGCUUAAAAGCAUUAGUGAGAUGUAUGUUUGAGAUGAGAAUGAGUGUAAGAGAAUGAAAAUGUCAAACAACUAAAAAUUUGCUUAAACCUUUUGUCUAGGAGUAAUAAAUCCUUCAGGUCACUAGGAGUCUGUUUCCUGUUCUAUGAUUCCCUGUUUGUGUGCACCUGCAUAUAAACAGUAGGUUUCUUGUCGAAGGAUCAUUCUGGACUGUAACAGCCCUCAUCUUCCCCACACAGUCUCGAGAGACUCCUUCAUAUAUAUAUAUAUAUAUAUAACUGGGGGGAAUGUAAGACGCCAUUGUAAAACACUUUGUCUGGCAGUGUUUCCACGUCGUUAGGAAAAAGUCUUGACCCUGCAGUUGCUUAUGAUCAGGUCAAUAAUCACCACACACACACCCUGUUGGAAAUUGUGCUUCUUCACCCUCCUUUGCAGUCUUUAGCACUACAGCAGCUGCCGUGGUGCAGCUGUCUUGUUUCAAAUCACUGACUGCCUCCAACAAAUGUGUUGUUUGAAUGUGAUUCAAGAUGUGGGACAAAAAAAAAAAAAUGUUAAGAGCCGCAUUCAGGAAAUACGAUGAUUGAUUAAAAGUGAGUGUGGAGGAGUGCAUAUGGAAUUGGUGGAUGCUUGUAUUUAUGUGUUUUGUAAAUAGUAUGUGGUAGUUGAACACUAUUUUGAUUCUGUGCAAUUCUCCCCUAGAAAUCCCCACGUUACCCAGAGGUGUAUUUAUUUAGUUUGCGUUAGAUGGUGCAUUUGAUGUUUAGUUUCAGGUUCUAUGUCUUUUUAGGUUAAGGUGGUAAGUCUCUCAUUCAUUUCAUAGAAGUUGUCAUAACAUUUGUUUCCUUUUCUCUUUUUCUUAUCAAACCUGUGCCAGCACAUUAUGUAUGAUCAUUUCAUGAAUUGACUAUCCUUGUCAACUAGACCAGACGAAUAAAAAUCCUUUUAAAAUCAUCGUCAUCCAUGUUUUGUCAUUCCCAUUUUUAUUUUCCCCAUUUGCCUUGUUAGAAUUGUCAGAAAGGAGCUUUUCUGGCAGAUACUGAAAAAGCAACACUGAUAUAUUAAUACAUGCUUGAGUCAAUUCAGUUAUGGGUGUUGAAUACACAUUGGUUUCUUUAUUCAGAUAUUUUGUUUUUACACAGUUAAGCACUUCUGCCUAUUGGUAGUGCUUGGACCUCAAAUCUGUCUAACAAUACUGACAGCAACAUAUGUUGACUGGACUGUUCGGCUGUGGUAAUACUGUUGAUAAUGGACACUUGGGUAAGUAUGACGCAGGUUUACAAAAUGUUUUUUCAAAAUAUUUUUGAAGUGGGCUUUUAAAGAGAGCAUGCCAGUUACUAUUUGCAACAAUCAUCGAAAGUUGGGCCUAAAGGGAGGUACAAAAAUUCACAGCAGCACACUCUGACUGUGCCGCUGUUUGAAGAGGGCUUGAAGAUACAGCAGCAUCUUCUCAGCUGUGCUUGGUGUGCAGCAUCUCAGUGAGUAGAGAGUUGCAUGGCAAAUCUCCCAGAAGAUGGCGCUGGUACAAAUACUCCUCAACCUGCAAGCUAAUGCUGCGUACUUCAGGAAGUCGUAGCAGCAGCUGGCCAAACUUGUCCGAGUGUCUUGGAUCACUCUGUUGGGUGUGCUCCAUCAGGGCCCUGUUCACCCUCUCUUGCGUCUGCUCCACCUGCUUGCGGCUCUGCACUGACUUCACAUCUACAGCAGAAAGUAUAUAAUUCAUACACCCUCAACACCAACAGCAGCUGCAUGCAUGACUGACAUGAAGGAAGAAAAAAAGGUGACAUUGUUGAUCAAAAAGCUACAUCUGAUGUGUAUCUUCUAUGAAGAGUCUAGUUAGACUUUUAAAAGAAAAAACUCACCAGGGUUGAAUAGCACUAAGUGUUUGAGACAGAUGAACUCAUGUCUGUCCAACUGGAAUGCCUUCAGUUUGGACACUAAGUCCUGGGUCCUUGAUACCAGGCUACUCAGUGUCACUCCUGCCUGAGAGAUGACGGUCAACACCUCAAUCUACAUCAGAAUGAGAGAUGGCUGGUGAUCAAGAGUUCAAAAUGUAAAGUUUCUGUGCAACCCAAAAUGAGACCUGUUCAAUCCAAAGACAUUGUUGAUGAUCAUAAGAAUUCCAGAUGUUGUGGUGUUAACGGUAAACCUUACCUGUUGUCCAGUGACCAGAUAUAUGCAGCCCUCUUUGCUGUAGAUCACCUGUCUACAAAGGUGAUCCAGGACCAGCAGCUCACUCCAACAGCUCUGCAGCAGCACCAUCUGGUCCUCCACCUGUGGGAAGCAUUAAAAAAUAGGUCUGAUGUAGUUGUAAAUGAAAGACUACAACCUUCGAGCUCAAAUAAGUACCAAACAUAUAGCAAAAAGUGUCAAAUGGGUCUGCUCACACAGCAGAUUUCUACUACUGCGAAAAAGGUUAUGUAACUUUAUAAUUCAUGAUUCAUCACCUUGAGCUCCUUGAAGAGUGCACUGUUCCUAGCCCACUCCACAAGCCCAAACAACGUCUGGUCUGCCAUCUUGCACAUGACGCUGAAUGUAUUUAGGCGGUCGUGCUUGCCCCGGUUGGCCUGUUCUCUCUGCAGACUGGCGAGGACCUUAGCACACAGCUGGCUCUCAUCCUGCUCCCCCUCCAGGAGUUGAUUGAGGAAGUUGUGUUUAAGAGUGGCCGAUGAGGGGGUGUCUGGGGUUUGGGUGGGAGCCUGUGAGAAAGGGGUGGAUGAGCUUAGUGUUGAGCAGGGGGAUGAUGCUGGUGUGCUUCUUGGUGUGAAUGAAUUGUCCGAAAUUGGGUGCACAUAGUUUGUUGGAGCCGGGCUGUAGCUGUAAGGCAUCUCUCCUUUCUCCUGGAGGUAUCCGGUGAAGGUGCGGUGGUACAGUCCAGAGUAGGGCAGCGAGAGAGGGGUGAGCACCCUGUCUGCAUUCAUAGUGCAGUCCAGAGGCAUGGGAGCACCCGACUGCCCCAUGCCAGAGGGAUAUAUGUGGGACUGAUGUAAAGCAUCAGAGGAAAAUGGAGCACUUGUGUGACUGCCCAUUAGGUGAUGCUCACUUGGUGCUGUGGGCCGAUGUGUUUGAGUGGUUUCCAUCCUAAUCCUGUAGGGAGCAGUGUUUGGCUGGUGAUACACCUUUUGCUGUUUCAUCUGCCUGUCCCGCCGGUACAGAGGGCCAAAUUUAUUCCUGCCACCUCUCAUACGAUCUGCUCUUACUGCUGUUGACAGAAGAUGAAACAAACAAUCAAGAUUUCUCAACAAGAUUUCAGACAUUGCCAGAGGUGAUUUAAUUCAUGUAACCGUCUUGUCUUAGGGUUCAGAUAGAAAGUCGUCAUUUAUAAUCUGUGGCGUUACAGCACUGUAUGCUUUAUGACUUCUUAGAUAAGUCGUAUGGGGGAGAAAAGAACAUGCAUG
Molecule: messenger RNA, 9274 nt
Organism: Anarrhichthys ocellatus (wolf-eel)
Lineage: Eukaryota; Metazoa; Chordata; Actinopteri; Perciformes; Anarhichadidae
Gene: camsap3
Product: calmodulin regulated spectrin-associated protein family, member 3
Exons: 18
Coding region: 352-4665 (1437 amino acids)
Biological process (GO): negative regulation of microtubule depolymerization; cytoplasmic microtubule organization; neuron projection development
Cellular component (GO): microtubule minus-end
Molecular function (GO): calmodulin binding; microtubule minus-end binding; spectrin binding
Source: RefSeq, a predicted model, not a curated record